Messenger RNA from Dermatophagoides farinae (American house dust mite), 899 nucleotides. The record is from RefSeq and is a predicted model, not a curated record. NCBI's taxonomy places the organism in Eukaryota, Metazoa, Arthropoda, Arachnida, Sarcoptiformes, Pyroglyphidae.
GAUAGUUUUUUUUUGUCAAAAUGAUGAUAAUAACAUUAUCAUUAUCAGGCCUAAGGCCUAAAAAUAAUAAUUGUCGUUUUGGUUUUGUCAUUUAUCUACAAUCAAUAUUGAUUAUUUUUCAGACAAUAGCAGUGAUUAAAUGUUCAUCAUAUGGCCAUAGAAUAUCAUCAUUAACACCAAUAAAAGCUGCAAUCAAUUCUCAUCAUAUUGUCAAUCAUUAUGAGAUUGAUACACCAAAAGAACCAUAUAAACCGAAUCUAAUUGAAGUUAAAAGUUCAAUGCCAAUGUUUCAUAUAAAAUUUUCAUCAGCAUCUAGUAAAGUGAAUGUAUUUCAUCAACAUGAACCAUCAAAAGUGAAUAAAGAACCGAUUGAAUCAUUUUCACAAGAUGAACCACAUAUUAUACGACAACAGGUGGUUAAACCUAUUGUACAACAGAUACAUGAAAUUAUAACACCAGUGCGAAAAGUUGUACAGGAAAUCAAACCAGUUGUUGAAACAAUCGAUACGAUUAUUUCAAGAUCACCGAAAAAAUCCAAUGCAAUCAAUAAACCAAUAUCAAUGCCACCGAUUCCAUCAAGACCACCAUCAAUAAAAUCAUCAUCAUCACCACAAUUAACGCAGUCAUCAUUAAAAAAAUUAUCACCAUCAAUACAACAACAGGAUAUUGUACGAAAACAAAAAGCAUUCAUUGGUGAUCUAACAUCAUGGUUAUUGCAAACAAAAAGAAAACCAGAUUUAUUAAUAUCAAAAGAAAAUGAAUUAUUUGACAAUUCAUUAUAUAAUGGUGCAAAUGAAUAUGAUUUAAAAUAUCCAUCACAUAAUAGUAUUGAUUUGCCAUCAUCAUCAUCAUUAAAAUCUAAUGAUUAUCGAUUAUAUGAAGAUUAAAAAAAAAUCAAA